Messenger RNA from Cynara cardunculus var. scolymus (artichoke), 1247 nucleotides. RefSeq names its product histone-lysine N-methyltransferase ASHR2. The record is from RefSeq and is a predicted model, not a curated record. NCBI's taxonomy places the organism in Eukaryota, Viridiplantae, Streptophyta, Magnoliopsida, Asterales, Asteraceae. Gene Ontology annotation, molecular function: protein binding. The transcript has a single exon. Bases 24 to 1214 code for a protein of 396 amino acids.
CCACUAGCAGGAAGAAGAGAGACAUGGAGACGGCGGCGGUGCGGAUGACGGAGAUAGAAGGAAGGGGCAGGGCCAUGGUGGCUCUACGCCCUUUAAAAGGAGGAGAAAUCGUUCUCAAAGACUCUCCUAUCAUUCUUUACUCUGCCUUUUCUUUUCUGUCGGAUGAUCACCAGAAGAGCAAUGGCUACUGCUCCCAUUGCUUCAUCACUGUUUCACAGCAAUCUCAAAAGGCCUCUUGCUCUACCUGCGGAUGUGGAUUUUGUAGCCUAGAGUGCCAAUCCGUCGCUUCCGCCACCUCCCACACCCCGUGGGUUUGCCAAGCCCUAUUCCGAUUCCGGCAAUACGUUUCCGAUCACGAUGUAGGAUUAGACCUCCAGCUCCAAGCUCGUUUUCUGGUAUCUGCUUACAAUCUCGCUUCUGUCUCUCCAGUUAGGUUUCAGACCUUAUUGUCCCUUCAAGGCUCUGUUUCUUCUCAGCCUGAUGCCGAUUCCUCUGCUGUUUUUCUCCAUUCCUUCAUUUCUUCUCUCUGCGCAACAUUUCCGCGCGAAUUAGGGUUUUCUUUGGAAUUAACUUGCGUUCUUCUGGCAAAGGACAAGCUGAAUGCGUUCGGAUUAAUGGAACCUUUCUCAGAAGAGAGGGAGGAGAGAUCCGUCAGGGCUUACGGAAUUUAUCCUCUGGCAUCUUUCUUCAACCAUGAUUGCCUCCCAAAUGCCUGCAGAUUUGAUUAUAUCGAUGUUGCUGGACCAGCAUCAUCCAACACUGAUAUCACCAUUAGGAUGAUCCACGAUGUUCCACAAGGUAGAGAAAUAUGUUUGAGUUACUUUCCAGUUAACCUCAAGUAUUCCGAACGGCAGAAGAGGCUCAGGGAUGAUUAUGGUUUCGUUUGCGAAUGUGACCGAUGCAAAGUGGAAGCAAACUGGUCUGACUGUGAUGAAGAUGAUGAUCUAGAUGUGGAUGACAACAAUGAAGAAGAAGAUGAUGAAGAACCCACCGCUGUUAUGGAUGAGGACCCUGAUGUAGAAAUGGAAGGUGAAGAUGGUGAUGCCAUGAAAGGAGAAGACGACUUUCCACAUGCUUAUUUCUUCUUGACAUACAUGUGUGAUCGAAAGAAUUGUUGGGGCACACUGGCUCCGGUGACUCCAUCUGUUGCCACAACUUCCAUUGUAAUGGAAUGUAAUGUUUGUGGGUACUGUAAAAACCUUGAUCAGGUAUGAUGCCAUUAAUGGGCUAAUUUCUUUGUUCUUGAA